Molecule: messenger RNA, 1098 nt
Organism: Cuscuta campestris
Lineage: Eukaryota; Viridiplantae; Streptophyta; Magnoliopsida; Solanales; Convolvulaceae
Source: the annotation of a GenBank genome assembly
GAUGAUAAUAGUUUGAAUAACAACAAGUCACCAAAAUCAAGCUAUAGCUAGGGUUCAAAUUCUUGUUAAUAAUCAUAUAGCUAUAGCUCUCACACAAGAUUCAUACAAUUAAUUAAAAAUAUAACUAAUUAUGGUGUUGGUGGUAUUUGAAAAGCAGUACAUAGAUUUAUUGUUAGUCCCAAGUGGCCUUCUCUUCAUGUUUGCUUAUCACAUCUUCUUGCUCUAUAGAUACCUCCACACCCCUCACACCACAGUCAUUGGUUUCGAAAACAAUGACAAGAGAGCCUGGGUUGAAAAGAUCAUGCUACAAUCCUCCGACACCAACACCAACGCUGCCACCGUCACCACCGCGCUCGAGGUUCUCUCCUCCAACAACACCGGUGCCACUUUUCUCGCUACCGUUUGUUUGACACUCAGCUCUCUUAUCGGAACGUGGAUGGCCAAUAAUUCCACCAUCUUUUGCAGUGACUUGAUCUACGGUGACACGAGGCCGGCGACGAUGGGAGUGAAGUACAUAAGCCUGCUGGUGAGCUUUUUGUUGGGGUUUUCAUGCUUCGUUCAAGCGUCGAGGAACUUCCUGCAUGCCAACUAUCUGAUAAGCAUGCCGGACGCCGACAUUCCGACCAGCUACGUCGAGUCGGCGGUCAUUCGUGGAGGAGAGUUUUGGUCUCUUGGGCUUAGAUCUCUCUAUUUCGCCAUCGUUUUGCUGUUCUGGUUCUUCGGACCCAUUCCCAUGUUCGCCACCUCCAUUGCCAUGGUCUUCCUCCUCCAUUAUCUUGACCGGAACACCACGCCGUUGCACAAUCACCGGCGAUCUUCCGGCGGCCAUGUAAAGCAACUCUUGUGACCAAAUCGAUCUACGUUAUACAAAAUCAGACCAAAAUUCUUGAUUCAAAUCAAAGGGCAGCGUCAAGACUCGAUUGAACGGCAAAACCCCCUCCGGCCUGGUGGACGGCGGAUCGAAUUUCUUCUCCUAUUCGUAAGCUUUUUAUGUACAGGUCAAGAAUAUUUAUAAGCAGCUUGUAAAUUCAAAAAAGAGUAAUUUACCUCAAUAUGACUAAAACAUAAUGAUAUUCUCAAUAUAGGACCAUAUGUUUU